Messenger RNA from Bactrocera neohumeralis, 727 nucleotides. RefSeq lists its product as uncharacterized. The coding region runs from base 115 to 705 and encodes 196 amino acids. The transcript has a single exon. Gene Ontology annotation, molecular function: GTP binding; GTPase activity. NCBI's taxonomy places the organism in Eukaryota, Metazoa, Arthropoda, Insecta, Diptera, Tephritidae. Gene Ontology annotation, biological process: vesicle-mediated transport; intracellular protein transport. The record is from RefSeq and is a predicted model, not a curated record. Gene Ontology annotation, cellular component: cytoplasm.
UUAGAACUAUAUACUACUCUACCACAUAAAGAAACACUUGUUUCGCAUUCACAAGCCAUUGCCAGGCAGCAGGCAGAACUAUUCAACGCUGGACUUUUCUGCCAUAACCAUUAAAUGGGUGGUCGUUUAACGCAUUUAUUUGCACGUUGGUUUCCAAAAACUGAACCGGAAUUGCGUGUUGGCAUGCUAGGAUUGGAUAAUGCUGGCAAAACAACCAUUUUAUAUCAAUUGAAAUUGGAACGGAACGUUGAGCCGGUACCCACCGUUGGCUUCAAUGUGGAAAAUGUGCGUUGUGGUAAAAUGUUGUUAAAUAUUUGGGACGUUAGUGGCGAUCGACCACGUACACGUACAUUGUGGCAACAUUAUAAUCAUAAUACGCGUGCAAUUAUCUUUGUGAUUGACGCAACGGAUAUGCGUCGCUUGCCACGAGCUAUGGAUGAGUUACGUUGGUUGUGGUGUCGCCCCGAAUUGAGCGAAGCUGUCUACCUUUUAUAUGCUAAUAAACAGGAUUUGCCGGGCGCACUGGGUGCUGAACAGUUGGUCACAAUACUGCAGUUGCAGACAUUAACACAACAGUGGGCCAUUCAAGAGUGUUGCGCCAUCAGUGGUAUGGGUUUAAGCGACGGCCUACAACAAUUACAGCAAAUGCUUGCGCAUAACCGGGGCAAGAGACUUAGUGCAACAUUAUCAAAUAAAUUGUUUUAAUUGUGCGCAAAUUUACCUUCGA